AUGGACGAUGGAACUGAUGUCAAACCGACCAAGAGAAGGAGCAAGCAUGAGUCCGGCGCGCAGCUGGUUACGCAUCUUCCAAAAGUCGAUGAGGAGGCUCUUGAGACCUUCAGAGAAGUGGAAUCCAACGUAUACUUCUCCAAUAAGAUCGGCCGCAGCAAAGGGCAAAUGGACGGGAUGGUCUGCGAUUGUGUCUUUAAUCCGAAGCAGCUCAGCGGUCUCGUCGCUUGCGGUGAUGAGGCCGAAUGCAUCAACCGGCUGACACAAAUCGAGUGUUGCGAGGAAACCUGUCUGUGCAGAGAGCACUGUCAAAACCUGAGGUUUCAGAAGAAGCAGUAUGCUCAAGUGGACAUUGUCAGGACCGAGAAGAAGGGUUUCGGUCUGCGUGCAACAUAUGGCAUUGAAGCCGAUGCUUUUGUUUAUGAAUACAUCGGAGAGAUCAUCCCUCAGAACAGCUUCCUGAAGAGGAUGCAAGCCUACAAGGACGAAGGCUUGGAGCACUUUUACUUCAUGGCCCUUGCCCGCGAAGAGUACAUUGAUGCCACCAAAGUAGGCGGGAAAGCCAGAUUCAUCAAUCACAGCUGCAAUCCGAAUUGCUACGUCUCCAAAUGGCACGUCGGCAAGCACAUGCGUAUGGGUAUCUUUGCCAAGAGGCCGAUCAUCGCCGGCGAGGAGUUGAGCUUCAACUACAAUGUCGAUCGCUACGGCAACGACGCCCAGCCGUGCUACUGCGGGGAGCCCAACUGCGUUGGUACAAUUGGUGGGAAGACGCAAACGGAUGUUGCAGGCAUGGAUGAUCUCUUUAUCGAUGCUCUUGGUAUUAGCGAUGAGGUGGAUAUGGCCGGUGCGCGAGGAUCGAAGCAGAAGAAGAGCAAGCAACUCGGUAUCGACUUUACUCCAACGCUGAGCCCUGUACCCAAGGAGGAUGUGGCGAUGGUUGUCAAUGCUACGCGUCAAGCCACUUCGAAUCCUCGCAUUCUUCCGAUGCUGCUCACGCGAAUACAGCUGACUUCCGAGCCAGACGUCAAUCGCGCAUUCGUACAAUUGCACGGCCUCGUGUUGAUGGCUGGCGUCCUUGAAGAGUGGAAGGACAACAAGGAUGUGGUGAUGCUCGCCCUCGGCUGUCUUGCUCGGUGGCCUAUGAUCGCCCGUAACAAAGUCAACGACACAGGUAUUGCAGCACAAGUCAAGGAGCUUGUCAGCUCCAGCGAUGCGGAUAUUGCAGAGGUGGCCACAUCAGUCUCUGACAUGUGGAACGCGUUAACUGUCGGCUACCGAAUCGCUCGGCGAGAGUCAGGGCAGGGCUUUGCUGACGAUCCCAUGGUAUGGCCUGGUGCCGCUCCUUUACCAGUGACUAUGCUCAAGACAGUGGCCGAUGCUGUCACACAAGAUGCUCCCACGGACGUAGCCAUGCAAGAGCCGACUGAGGCCGAGAUGAGAGAGGAGGCCAUCUGCGAGGCACAAUUUUGGCCUGCUCGUCAAGCCACGCCGAGCAUUUCGGCGAUCAUCAAUCGUGCUAAGCAGAGAGCAGAGCUGGAGCGGCGGAUGCAAGAAGAGGCUCUGGCGUCUGCGCAAGCGAGCGCAAUUGCCGCAGCGGAUCGGGCUCUGCGCAAGCAAGCACGUGUUCUGCCGACAGAUUCAUCGAGACCACACAAGAGGCGGCGAAAGGAGAUUGCACGUCAGACCGUAAAGACGCCGGAGCGCAAGCUGUACAAGCAGAUUGGCGAGUUGAUCGUGGCAACUAUGUCCAAGCACAAAAAGUCAUUUGAGAAGGAGUCGUUCAAGCGACAUGCGAAGGAGUUGACGGAGCUGAUCUGUGCCAAGGAGCUGAAGAAAGCCAAGGAAAGAGAAUGGCCGCCGAAAGACGGGCAAGUGACACUGUCGGAGGAGAAGCGGGGCAAGAUGAAGAAGUUCGCCAAGGAGUACAUCGCCAAGAUCAUCGCGCACAAAGAGAAAGUGGCGGCAGUUGCCAAAGCCAAGACGCAACGCGAGCAAAAGGAAGGCGGAAAGUUGCGGGCGGACGAAGAGGCAGGCGUGGAAGGUAUGCUGUGA
Messenger RNA from Tilletiaria anomala UBC 951, 2052 nucleotides. RefSeq names its product SET domain-containing protein. The record is from RefSeq and is a predicted model, not a curated record. NCBI's taxonomy places the organism in Eukaryota, Fungi, Basidiomycota, Exobasidiomycetes, Georgefischeriales, Tilletiariaceae. Gene Ontology annotation, molecular function: histone H3K36 methyltransferase activity; protein binding. Bases 1 to 2052 code for a protein of 683 amino acids. The transcript has 9 exons. Gene Ontology annotation, biological process: regulation of DNA-templated transcription. Gene Ontology annotation, cellular component: chromatin; nucleus; chromosome.